AUGUCUUUUUCUUAUGCAAGAACGCUAGUGUCCGGGUCCGUUAUUGCCGAUUUAGAGGGUGAUAAGCUUAUUCUUCCGCCUUUCGUGCUCGAGGAACUCCUUCGUACGGCCAGUCAAUCCGUACCUGGUGAUUUCUCUGAUGCACAACUUCCUUAUCCCAUAACAUUUCAGAUUACUAAUCCAAAAACACGCGUAAUAACUCAUGGAGGCGUUCUCGAAUUUAACGCAAAGGAUGAAAAAGCUUACUUACCAAAAUGGAUGCAUGAUUCAUUAUCACUUACAAAUGGUUCGGAAGUUACGAUCAGAUUGAAGGAAUUACCUAAGGGUACCUGGGCACGAUUUCGUCCAAUGAAUGUAAAUUACAAAGAAAUACCUGAUUACAGAGCUGCAUUUGAAGGAUAUUUGAGAUCUCAUUAUACGACCUUGACCGAAGGUGAAAUCUUAACUAUAAGGCAAGCUGACUCUUCAUAUCAAUUUUUGGUGGAAUCUCUUAAACCCUCCAAUGCUGUUCGGAUCGUAGACACUGACUUAGAAUUAGAGAUAGAACCACUUGAUGUAGGCCAUAAUGCCUUUAAAACAUUCAAAGGAGAUACUGAAAACGACAUACAUGUUGGAAAAACAGUAAAUGGAAAAGUUAGCAAGAAUGCUUAUGCAUAUUGGAAUGUAUUAGAAGUUGACAAACUACAUGGACUAAAUAUCGAGUUGCGGAUUCAUUCUGGUGACGCAGAUCUUAUCGUGUCCACCGUUCGUAAUCCUACAACUGACGCACACCUUUGGUCAAAUUUUGAAACUGCAUCAACGAAAAAUAUAUUCAUCCCAGCUUCAAAUUCAGAAUACGCUACUAGUAACGAGCUUGCUAUCGGUGUUCACGGAUUUAGCGAUGAACCUGUAUCAUACGAAUUGGAAAUCACAUCUGAUCAACCAUCAAAAUCCCAUGAUUCAGAAAUUACAAUAACGAGCGACGCAAACGAAAAUUCACCUGGGUAUGCUAAAUGCGACAAUUGUGGGAGUUGGAUACCUGAACGCACCAUUGCUCUUCAUUCAAAUUUUUGUCUGAGGAACAACAUUAAAUGUGAAUUAUGUGGAAAAGUAAUGUUAAAGGGCGAAGAACAAAAACACUGGCAUUGUGCAUAUUGUAAUAAGUUUGGAGACCAUCUGGAAAAAGAAAAACACAUUUUCAUAUUUCAUACUAGCCGUCAAUGUUCCUGCGGAUUUGAGGCCGAAUCGCUUCCAGAGUUAGCUCAACACAAGCGCACAACAUGUCCCGAAAAAUUAAUCACAUGUAGAUUCUGUUUUAACCUUGUUAAACAAGGUAACCCAUCAACCAAUCAACAUGAUUUGCUUGAAGGAUUAACUGCACAUGAAUCUUAUUGCGGUGGUCGUACUACUACUUGUGUAAAAUGCCACCAACCAGUUAUCUUAAAAAAUAUUGCGGCUCAUAAUAUGAUGCACGAGAUCGAAAAACAAAAUAGAAAAUUACCACCGCUUUGUAGGAAUAAAAAUUGUGUGAGAACUGCAGCAGAUAAUGUGCUUAAAUUAUGUGCAAUAUGUUUCGGUCCAUUCUGGUCGCCAACGGCAGACCCAGAAAAGAAAAUGUUGUACACAAGAGUUGCUAGGAAGUAUCAUUCACAACUGACAACUGGAUGCGGACAAAGUUGGUGCAAAAAUUUGUAUUGUGCUACAGGAAAUUCAUCACCACAAGAUCCCACUACUGCAGCAUUGUCUCUAACUCCUCUUUUAAAACAACUCCAGUCAUCCACUACGGCUUUUAUGUAUCUUUGUGUAGACGAGCCGACAACAAAAAAACGCACACUUGCAAAUAUACUAUAUAAAGGUGAAGAUGGUGGAGGCUUCGAAGGAGAGUAUGCGGACGAAUUUUGUGUCUAUUCAUUAGAAGUUGAAAAUGGUGACCUUUCGGCAGCGCGAAAGUGGUUAAUAGAUAAUGCCCCAAAUGUAAAACGGGUACCUUAG
This is a messenger RNA of Dentiscutata erythropus, 1971 nucleotides long. The record is from the annotation of a GenBank genome assembly. NCBI's taxonomy places the organism in Eukaryota, Fungi, Glomeromycota, Glomeromycetes, Diversisporales, Gigasporaceae.